Otolemur garnettii (small-eared galago) is the source of this 2344-nucleotide messenger RNA. It is a transcript of the gene CMKLR1, whose product is annotated as chemerin chemokine-like receptor 1. Lineage: Eukaryota; Metazoa; Chordata; Mammalia; Primates; Galagidae. Gene Ontology annotation, molecular function: G protein-coupled receptor activity; complement receptor activity. The transcript is spliced from 3 exons. Gene Ontology annotation, biological process: phospholipase C-activating G protein-coupled receptor signaling pathway; inflammatory response; positive regulation of cytosolic calcium ion concentration. Bases 322 to 1437 code for a protein of 371 amino acids. The record is from RefSeq and is a predicted model, not a curated record. Gene Ontology annotation, cellular component: plasma membrane.
GCAGUGAGCAGGGAGCUCGGGACAUAGAAGCUACCUCGGGGACCAGGGUGUUCCGAGGGGCUGCACUCUGGGGGCUUCCAAGGGGAUCUGGAAUGAAUGAAUGAACUGCCUUCCGGGAGAAUAACCACAGCCAGAGGAACCGUGUCCCUGGGAGAAAGAAGCUGGAGAGGACAAGUCUCCUGAACAGCCUCGAGUGUCCUGAAGCCACCAGGGACCCUUGGGAAGACCAUCUACACGAGAAGGUAUUUCCGGCUGUGCACAGGAGCUGACUGGUCGAGGACUCGCGGUGGAGAGCUUCCAACGCCAUCACGAGGAACGAGAAUGGAGGAUGAAGAUUACAACACCUCUGCCAUCUAUGAUAAUGACUACUAUGAUGACUUUGACUCCUUAGUGAUUUCGGAAGACUUGCCUCCCCUGGAGGACAAGGUGGUCAGGAUCUUCCUGGUGGCGGUCUACAGCCUCAUCUGUUUCCUGGGGAUCCUAGGCAAUGGUCUGGUGAUUGUCAUUGCCACCUUCAAGAUGAAGAAGACAGUGAACACUGUCUGGUUCCUCAACCUGGCCGUGGCAGAUUUCCUGUUCAACAUCUUCUUCCCGAUCCACAUCACCUAUGCUGCCAUGAAUUACCACUGGGUUUUUGGGACAGCCAUGUGCAAGAUCAGCAACUUCCUGAUCACCCAAAACAUGUACACAAGUGUCUUCCUGCUGACUGUCAUCAGCUUCGACCGCUGUGUCUCUGUGCUUCUCCCAGUCUGGUCCCAGAACCACCGCAGUGUUCGGCUGGCUCACACAGCCUGCGUGGUUAUCUGGGUCCUGUCCUUCCUCUUGAGUUCACCGUCCCUCGUGUUCCGGGACACAGUCAAUGUGCAUGGGAAAAUACUCUGUUUCAACAACUUCAGCCUGGCCUCCGUCAAUUCUUCCUCAACAUCUGUUCACCCCCGACAGGACUCUGUGGGGUAUAGCCGGCAUGUGGUGGUGACUGUCACCCGCUUCCUCUGUGGCUUCCUGGUCCCAGUCCUCAUCAUCACAGCCUGCUACCUCGCCAUUGUCUGCAAGCUGCAGCGCAACCGCCUGGCCAAGUCCAAGAAGCCUUUCAAGAUCAUUGUGACCAUCAUCAUCACCUUCUUCCUCUGCUGGUGCCCCUACCACACUCUCUACCUCCUGGAGCUCCACCACAUCGCCAUGCCUGGCUCUGUCUUCAGCCUGGGCCUGCCCCUGGCCACAGCCAUUGCCAUUGCUAACAGCUGCAUGAACCCCAUUCUGUAUGUCUUCAUGGGUCAGGACUUCAAGAAGUUCAAGGUGGCCCUCAUCUCUCGCCUGGUCAGUGCCCUGAGUGAGGACACGGGCCCUUCUUCUUACCCCAGCCAUAGAAGCUUUACCAAGAUGUCAUCAAUAAAUGAGAGGAGUUCCACGAAUGAGAAGGAAACCAUCAUGUUUUGAGUGUCCCCCAGUGGACACUCCCAGCCCAGGGACAUGUCUUCUGAAGACCAAGGAUGGCACCUACUGACGUCCUCUUUAGCACCAACUGAUGUCCUCUGAAGUUUGCAUGGGGAUGGACAGAGUUUUGAAUUGUAAGUCCAGGUUCUAGAACCCUUUUCUCCAACAGAGACAUCCAUGUUGCUCCCAGCCUUGAACUAGCAAUCUAAGCUUCUUGGAAGUCCAACCUUGACCCAUUGAAAGCAAAAAAAAAGAAGAAUUCUUGGAAGAACUGCUGUGAACUGAGGCUGGCAUGAAGCAGCAGGAUUAAGCUACUUACUGUGCAGGGCACAGAAAUGAUGCAAACAUUUUAUAAGGCCCAUUCCUGGUGGGUGCAGGGGAGGUCAGAACAAACCUAUGUGAUGCAGAUCACAUCUGGCCCUCACAUGCCUAUGUCAAAGCCAGCCAGGAAACCCUCCCUCCCCACUCAAGCCACUCCUCUGGAUUGAGGCAUGUGGAAAUGCACAGGUGACCUGAGAAAGGAAGGCAACGUAGCAGCAAAUCAACUCCCAAGACCACAGAUUUGGCUUUCAGACCAGCGGGGAAGACAGACAACAGGUCCCGAGGGACCGUGUGGGCUCCUUGCAAGGGCUGGAAAAGUGGGGGUGCAGUGAGAACUUGGGACCCUAGGGAAGGAAGGACAGAGAAGAACAAAGAGCCUUCCAAGGAUGAGGGCAUAGAGUAGCUCACCUAGAACUUCACAGGGUAAUGGUGCUUUCAGCUGGAGCUAUUUGGGGCUAUGGGCUGUGCCAGCUCCUGCUCUCCCCUUGCCUUUAUUACCUGGGGGUGCUGCAGGCUCCACCAGCAGCUCCCAGCCCAUCACAGGGAUUCUUCCCUCUUUCUUUAAUCCACUCAGCUCUGGUUGGAGGUG